Molecule: messenger RNA, 2619 nt
Organism: Euleptes europaea (tarantolino)
Lineage: Eukaryota; Metazoa; Chordata; Lepidosauria; Squamata; Sphaerodactylidae
Product: vomeronasal type-2 receptor 26-like
Exons: 6
Coding region: 1-2619 (872 amino acids)
Biological process (GO): G protein-coupled receptor signaling pathway
Cellular component (GO): membrane
Molecular function (GO): G protein-coupled receptor activity
Source: RefSeq, a predicted model, not a curated record
AUGUGGGUAUUAGCAGUGCUGCAGCUUUCUAUUGUGUGUAGGGCUCAUGCUGGUAAAUGUGGUCUCUUGGAUCCCCAGCCUACUGUUCACAGAUAUUAUCAAUCAGGAGAUCUCAUCGUUGGAAGCAUCGCUUCACACACCAUCUUCCACAGCAGUCUGAAGGACUUCAGUGAACAGCCUUCCCAGUCGCUAUCUGAAGAUUUUGUUGCAGAAACUAAUAACUACCAGCACAUCCUGGCCUUGGUGUUUGCUAUAAAGGAAAUCAAUGAAAAUUCCCAGAUAUUACCCAAUGUCACCAUCGGAAUCCAUAUCUACGAUGGCUAUUUGAAAGCAAGGUGGACUUAUCAUGCUGCAAUGCAACUUCUUUCCACAAGGAACAGAUUUGUCCCCAACUACAAGUGUGACUUCCAGGACAAUAUCAUUGCAGUCAUUGGAGGACUUCACUCUAAAACCUCUCUGCACAUAGCAAAUGUUGUGAGCACCUACAAGUUUCCACAGCUCUUGUACGGAUUUGCUCCAAGGAUGGAUGAUAAAAACCAAGCUCUUUCCUUCUACCAGAUGGUCCCAAAUGAAGCCCUGCAGUACGCAGGGAUUCUCCAGUUACUUCUCCAUUUCAAGUGGACAUGGAUUGGAUUCAUCGCUGAUAACAGCGAGAAUGGAGAAAGAUUUGUGCAAAAGAUGAUUCCAGGGUUUUCCCAAAGUGGCAUUUGUUUUGCCUUCAUAGGUAUAUAUUACAAUUUGGGCUUCGAUGAUGAUUUACGUGGAACUUUAAACUGGAUGGUGGAAGUGCACAAUAAAUUGGUGAACUGCACAGCCAGUGCAGUGGUCUUCUAUGGAGAAGCUGAUUCCAUGAUCAAUUUCAGGUGGCUGCUGUAUCUGCCCACACUACAAUAUGCAGUACAAAACCCCAGAGGUCAAGUGUGGGUUCUGACAGCUCAAAUGGACUUUACAUCACUUCACUACCAAAGAAGGUGGGGUAUUCAAGGCAUUCACGGUGCUCUAUCUUUCGCAGUUCACUCCAAUAAACUACCGGGAUUCCAACAUUUUCUUCGCAGCAGAAACCAUUUAAGUGCAAAAGAAGAUGGUUUCAUCAGAGCCUUCUGGGCACAAGCUUUCAGUUGUGUAUUUCCAGAUUCAAUUUCAGACAAGAUGGAUGAGGAUCUCUGUUCUGGAGAGGAGAUGUUAGAGAAUCUUCCUGGGCCUGUGUUUGAAAUGCACAUGACUGGCCACAGCUACAGCAUCUACAAUGCUGUCUAUGUCAUCGCCCAUGCAUUGCAUGCCAUGUAUUCAUCCAAAUCCAAGAGCAGAACAAUGGGAGAGAGAAGGAAACUUCAGAAUGACCAGCCAUGGCAGCUCCAUCACUUUCUGAGAUGUGUCUCAUUUAACAACAGUGCUGGAGACAAGAUUUCCUUUGACCAGUAUGGGGGGUUAGAAGCAGGAUUUGAUGUUGUCAACUGGGUCACCUUCCCCAAUCAGUCUUUUGUUAGAGUGAAUGUUGGCAAAAUGGAUCCCCAUGCUCCUUCACUCCAAGCACUCGCCAUUAGCAAGGAACUGAUUGUAUGGCACAGCUGGUUUAAUCAGGUACAACCCCUUUCUUUAUGUAAUGAUAAAUGCCACCCUGGUUAUAGCAAGAAAAUAAAGGAAGGAGAGCCAUUCUGUUGCUAUGAUUGUGUUCCAUGUCCAGAAGGAAAGGUGUCUGAUCGAGAGGAUACAGUGGACUGUUUUUUAUGCCCAGAUUAUCAUUAUCCAAACAAGGACCGGAAUUUAUGUAUCUCCAAGGUUUUAAGCUUCUUGUCUUAUGAAGAACCACUGGGAAUCUGUUUAGCCUUUAUUGCUCUGUUAUUUUCUUUGGUUACAGCUCUGGUAUUAGGGAUGUUCAUGAAGCAUCAUGACACUCCCAUUGUCAAAGCCAACAACAGGAGCCUCACUUACAUACUUCUUCUCUCCCUCCUGCUCUGCUUCCUCUCUCCUUUGCUAUUUAUUGGCCAACCAGUAAAGAUGGCAUGUCUCCUUCGCCAGUCUGUGUUUGGUAUUAGCUUCUCAAUGGCCAUCGCUUCUGUGCUGGCAAAGACCAUUAUGGUGGUCUUGGCUUUCAAGACUACGAAGCCAGGAUCCAGGAUGAGGCAGUGGGUAGGAAAAAGAUUGACCAACUCCAUUGUUCUUGUGUGUUCCCUUAUUCAAACAGGCAUUUGUGCAGGGUGGCUGGCAGCCUCUCCACCAUUCCCUGAUGCUGACAUACACUUAAUGACUAAAGAAAUAGUCCUGGAAUGUAAUGAAGGAUCACCUACCAUGUUUUACUGUGUUAUUGGCUAUAUGGGUUUCCUGGCCACGGUCAGCUUCACUGUGGCAUUCCUUGCCAGAAAAUUACCUGACAGUUUCAAUGAAGCCAAAUUUAUCACUUUUAGUAUGUUGGUCUUCUGUACUGUUUGGCUGUCCUUUGUUCCAGCCUACCUGAGCACCAAAGGAAAAUACAUGGUGGCUGUGGAGAUCUUCUCUAUCUUAGCCUCUGGGGCUGGUCUUUUGGGAUGCAUCUUUGCCCCCAAAUGCUACAUUAUUCUACUGAAGCCCGAGAUGAAUAACAAGGAAUGGAUUGUAAGGGACAGGCAUUGUAGAAGAUAA